CAUCAGUUCGAGUUGCCACACCACCUUAACACAGAGAUGCAGUUGUCGAUCUAAAUCCCGUAGUGGUAGAGGUAGCAAGAGUGUAAGCAGUGAUCGGGAAGAUUAGGGUUCGGAGAUGUUAUUUAAAGAGUAUAAUUCAGUGAAAUAAAUUUGGAAAGAGGAAAAAAGGGACAUGAAGAAUUCAGAAGAUCAGAAUUUGGGAGAACACAAAGAGUGGAUGCACCUGCGCCAUUGCAAACGAUUUUGAGCCAUGUCAUUCAGGGUCUCUAACCAUCGGUUGCUAUCAUCUCGCGGUCCCCAACCAGGUAGUCUACACCUACCAAUAUGACUCAGACCACUUGCAGGUCGGACAACAGAUAGGGCUGGCUAUGUCUUUGGAAAGUCUUAAUAUUGAUGUUUGUUGUCUAUCCGAGACCCGUAUUCAAGACUCUGGCGAAGUACUACAAAUUCGCUCUCCAUCUGUCGAUUCAAAAAGCUUGUUUUACGUGCGCUUAUCCGGGGACCCUGUGGCAUCUUCGUCUGGUCUUGCUGGCGUUGGUACCGCACUAAGCGCUAGAGCUGAGGCAGCACUAAUCGACUGGGUCCCCAUUAACAGUCGGUUAUGUGCUGUUAGAUUAGAAAGUUCCAUCAACGUGAGAAGAAAUCGGCGUGAGAAACGAUGUCUUUUCGUCAUCUCCGCCUAUGCCUUGACAGAUUGCAGCCCGGAUGCAGUUAAGGAUGAGUUUUACCACCAGUUAUCUGUUCUUCUCCAGAAAGUGCGUUCGACAGAUAUUGUAGUACUAGCCGGAGACUUGAAUGCUCAGGUUGGGCGUCUAGGCACAGAAGAGAGUCGUUUAGGUGACCGAUGGGGACUCGUUGGUCGCAGUUCAGAUAACGGGGACCGUCUACUGCAACUGUGCACAGACCACAACCUGUUUCUGGAUAGCACCUCCGACUCUUUUUAAAGAUGGUGGUGACUUUCUGACUGAGGAGCCGACGACGUUGUUUACAAAAGUCUGGGAACUAGAGAGUGUUCCAACGUCAUGGAAUGACGGGGGCUCAUAUAUGCGAAAAUUAUUGGGGGAUAAGUCUAAUUCCGAUUGCGUUCAAACUAUUGGCUUCCAUCAUACUUCGUAGAUUGUUCGAAACCCGAGAAAAAUUGACUCGCAAGGAGCAGGCUGGGUUUCGUUCUGAUCGAGGAUGUAUUGAUCAUAUCUUCACCCUCCGCCAAAUGUUAGAACACCGUCAUACUUACAACAGACCGACAAUCGUAGUGUUUCUUGACAUCAGGGCUGCCUUCGAUUCGUUGGACAGGACUGUUCUCUGGGAUUGUCUAUUGAAGAAGGGUGUGCCUGAGAAGUUUAUUAACAUCCUAAAAGCCCUAUAUACAAAUAACUCAGGCAGAGUGAGGGCAUACAACCAC
Schistosoma margrebowiei is the source of this 1402-nucleotide messenger RNA. The record is from the annotation of a GenBank genome assembly. NCBI's taxonomy places the organism in Eukaryota, Metazoa, Platyhelminthes, Trematoda, Strigeidida, Schistosomatidae.